Molecule: messenger RNA, 6426 nt
Organism: Closterium sp. Naga37s-1
Lineage: Eukaryota; Viridiplantae; Streptophyta; Zygnematophyceae; Desmidiales; Closteriaceae
Source: the annotation of a GenBank genome assembly
AUGACGCGAAGGCAAGCUGCGGCUGCCGCCGGUAAUGUUGACGACCGGAAGGGUUUCGCCGGCAGCAGCGAGGGCAGCAGCAGUUGUGCGGCUGUCGCAAGCCUGGGAGCUUCUGACGGUUACGAUUUCGCUGCUGCUGACCCCGCGCGGCGAGAUGGUGGCGAGAGUAACCAUGAACCUCCCAGUUCGUGGCUGGACAGGAAGCUUUUAGAGAGAAACGACCGGGAUGAUUCCGAAGUGGACAAUUUAGUGGGUUCUGACGGAGUUGGUCGUAAGAGGAAGAAAAGCUGGCGCGUGUGUUGGAUCUGGGCGGUGAUGAGCGUGGGCUUGCUGGCGAUGAUCUUCACGAUCGUGUGGACGCAAGCGUCGAGCGAGCAGCAGGCGGAGCGCGAGGGGCAGUGCGGCGAGUUGGCGGCGUUCAUCGAGUCGCACUUCAACUCCACGCAGGCCAACACGCGCGCGCUCGCCGAGUUCGUCCACGCCUACUACAUCGACGGGCGCGAGAGCUUCUUCCGCCCGUCCAAGUUCCUCAAGUUCAGCUCCUCCGCACUGCACGCCCGCCCCGUGGCAGCAUUUGUGGGUUAUGCUCUCCGAGUCAACAGCUCAGCCCUGCGCAGCCACGUGGAGCAGCGACUGCAGGGCUGCCUCAUCGCAGUGAGCGCGGAGUUCUCCUGCCGCCCGCCUGGCCUGCCGCUGUACGUGCCGCUGCUGCUGGGCACCAGCAGCAACGAGGGGAGCAGCGUGCGCCGCCUUCCCCGCAACCGCACCGCUGCCGGCGCUGACCUGCUCUCCGACCCCACGCUAGCAGCCAUGAUCCGGGCGGCAGACACGGGGCGCAGCGGCGCCAUGUCCGCCCCCAUGGCAUCCCCAGCAUCGCCCUUCCACAUGGUGGCGCAGGCCUUCCCCGUCUUUGAGCCCGACUCGCUCGACGCACUCACCAAACCGCACGGCUUUUUCAUCGCAGCUUACUCCUUCCACACACUCCGCCUCGCCCCCAACUUCGACCAGCUUAAAGCCCUCCCUCUUCGCACAUACCUCAUAGACGUGACCAAUGAGAGCAGCCCAGCUGUGCUGUUUGGGCCGGAAGGGACGGAGGGGAUGACGGGGAAGCAGGCAGGAGUGUGGGCGGCGGUGGCGCAUAAGAGACGAGUGGUGCAGUACCAAGGGCGCGUUCAGUACCCCAUGUGGUUCGGCGACCCGUCACGGAACUUUGUGCUUGUUUGCGAGCCGGAAGCCAACGCGAAGCCGAGCCCGCCGUUCGUGUGGAUGGUAGUUUCAUUCAUCAUCCUGGCGAUCUCAGUGCUCGUGCUCUGGAUGUCCGUGCACCUCAUGGCCAAGCUUGAAACCGACACGCUGCGAGUGGAAUCAGCACAAGCGCAGCUCGCGACGGCCAAGGUGGCGGCAGAGGCGGCGAGUCGAGCUAAGAGCGACUUCCUCACCACCAUGAGCCAUGAGAUUCGUACUCCCAUGAAUGGCGUGAUAGGCAUGCUGAACCUGCUGAUGGAGACCCCUCUGGACGGCACGCAGCAGGACUACGCGGAGACGGCGUGCAGCAGCGGGCGGGCGCUGUGUGCGCUGAUCAACGACAUUCUCGACCUCUCCAAGAUCGAGGCCGAGAAGCUCCGCCUCGAGCGCAUCCCCUUGAAUCUGAGAGCCGAGCUCGACGACGUGCUUGCACUGUUUGUGGAGAGCGCGGAGGAGAAGCGAUCGGUGGAGCUGGCAGCCUUCGUGGCUGAUGAUGUGCCGGAGACUCUCGUCGGGGAUCCGCUGCGCAUACGGCAGAUCCUGAUGAACCUGAUAGGCAACGCGCUCAAGUUCACGAGCACGGGGCACAUCUUCCUCGUCAUCCGCCUCGCUCUGCCCGACGAUACCGUCCACUCCCUCGCCUCCUCUGCCUCUUCCUCCCUCCAUCACCGCCAGCACCAGCACCACUCGCAGCACCACCAGCAACACCACUCGCACCACCAGCAGCACCACCACCACUCGCACUCGCACCAUGGUUACCAUCGCCGCCGCAACAGCGAUCCCGACCGCCACUGGAGGAGCAUGCUCGAAGAGCUGUCUGUGUCCUUCCAUCACCACUCCCACCACCACCACUCCCAUCACCACCACUCCCAUCAUCACCACUCCCAUCACCAUUGCCGGCACGCUUCAAGAGAGGAAGGCAGAAGCGGAAAGGCAGCACCAAGAGCACCCGAAGAAGCAGUACCACCACCAGCAGCAGCAGCAGCACUGACGCUGAGCGGGCGGCCGGCAGUGCACACGUGGUGCUCAUGGGAGGCUAUGGGCGGCACUGUAGACCUCAGCACCGUUGGCACCGGCACGAUCAGCACCAGCAUUGGCACCUGGACCGGCACCGGCACCGGCACGGCCAAUCACAGCUGUCAGCAGCAUGGCAUGGCGAAUCACACCUGCUCCAGCAACGCUCAAACGCACCCAGCGUGUGCAGGGCAGGCGGUGCAGGGUGUUGCAGAGAGUUCUCAGGCGCACCCAGCGUGCGGAGGGCAGGCGGUGCGGCUGCUGGUGGCGGUGGAGGAUACAGGAGAGGGCAUCCCCAUGGCGGCUCAGAGGGGCAUGUUUCGCCCGUACUCCCAGGCGCACGCCAGCACCACCCGCCUGCAUGGGGGGACGGGCAUCGGCCUCUCCAUCUGUAAGGCGCACGCCAGCACCACUCGCCUGCAUGGGGGGACGGGCAUCGGCCUCUCCAUCUGCAAGCCAUCCCUCUGCUGUUCCCUGGCAGCCAUCCCUCUGCUGUUCCCUGGCAGCCAUCCCUCUGCUGUUCCCUGGCAGCCAUCUCUCUGCUGUUCCCUGGCAGCCAUCUCUCUGCUGUUCCCUGGCAGCCAUCCCUCUGCUGUUCCCUGGCAGUCAUCCCUCUGCUGUUCCCUGGCAGCCAUCCCUCUGCUGUUCCCUGGCAGCCAUCCCUCUGCUGUUCCCUGGCAGCCAUCCCUCUGCUGUUCCCAUCGCAUCCCGCACGCAACGCCUGCACAGGCCAACACGCAUCCCUCUCCCUCUGCUACGCCCAUUACGCUAGCCCUGAAGGAACGAGCUUAUGUCCACCUCUCUGUGUUGUCCGACCCUGUUCUUCCCUCUUUCCCCUCCCCCUUACAGCCGCCCUGCCCUCCUCUUCCUCCUCCUCCUCCUCUCGCGCCCUCUAUGCCUCUGCUGCCUCGCACCAUCUCGCCUGCUGCUUCUGGGCCUUCCUUCACACCAGCUGCAGCUGCUGCUGCUUGCUCUGCUGCUGCUGCUGGUGCUGGUGGAACAGUGGCUGGGAGUGAGAUGGGCGUGUGCGUGGUGAGUGGUGGGGGUGGUGGGAGGGCAGCAGAGGGAUGGGAAGGCGUGCUUGUGGUGAGUGUGGACGACCGGGCGCACCAGCAGGAGCACCAGCAGCAGCCGCAGCAGCAGCAGGAGGAGGAGGAGGAGGAGGAGGAGGAGGAGGAGGAGGAGGAGGAGGAGGAGGAGGAGGAGGAGGAGGAGGAGGAGGAGGAGGAGGAGGAGGAGGAGGAGGAGGAGGAGGAGGAGGAGGAGGAGGAGGAGGAGGAGGAGGCGGAGACGUCAGCAGACUCUAUGUCCAUCUCUCUCAUCCCCCUCCUCCCCACGUCCACGAAGACCAGGAGCCAGCCUCUUGAGGCGCCUCAAAAGAAGACCAGGAGUCAGUCGCUCAUCCCCCUCCUCCCUGACUCCAAGAAGACCAGGAGUCAGCCUCUCCUCCGCUUUGCACCGCACCACUGGCGCCAUCGCUCCUCCACCGCUGCUCUCGACCCCCCAACUGCUCACCACCGCACAGCCACUCACCCUCCCAGUCUGAUUCCUUCUCUUUUAGCCGCCCAACCUCCUGCUUCCUCCUCUCUACCCCCUGCUCCCACUGCCACAUCUGCUCUGGCCCCUUCUCCUUCUGUCCCUCCUGCCCCUACUGCCCCUACUGCUUCUGCUGCUGCAAUGCCUUCUGCUGCUGGCCCUUCACCUACUGCAGCCAGCAGCAGCAGCAUGCCGCCCAGGCUGGCGUCUCUCCCACACUCCAUCUCUGCUUCUGCCGCCUCUGCACCGCCCAGCGCCGCCACCACAGCCCUGCGUGCUGCUGCGCGUGCAAGCGGGGCCUGUGUGAGCCCAUCAAUCGCAGCCCCUGGAAGCAGCUCUUUCGGCGCCUCCCCCGCAAAAAAGGCAUACGUGCCUCGCUCUCUCUCAGCCUCUCCUUGCUCCUCGACUGAUGUAGGCCCAGCUGCUGAUGCUGCUCUGACUGCUGUGCUCCGAGGGGCCUCUGGUUUGGAAGACUCUCCUACUGCUGGCCUUGUUCGGAAUCCCAUCUGCCGAUUCUUUGCAGACCAGCAGCAGCAGCAGCAGCAGCAGCAGAAGCAGUCCCACCACCAUCAACAACAGCAACAACAACACUGUCCCCACUCAUCUUUACUCCCCUCCUACCCCUCACCCCCCCCUCUCCAGCCAUCCUCCUCUCCCGACCUUUCUUCCAACCCCGCGCGCCGUUCCAAGCAUCUACCACCCUCCUCCUCCUUAGCACGCACCUCCUCACUCUCAACAAAGAAAGAGCGUCUACACGCAUCCACCUCCUCCUUUUCCCCCUCCUUGUCCCGCACGCCGACCCUCUCCCACAACGACCUCCCAAGCCUCAGAAAGGCGUUUCAGAAGCAAGCAGAGAGGGCCUAUGCAGAGGGUGCGUGUAGCCCCACCCUCUCCCUCGACCCUCCCUUCAACCCUUCUCUCUCCCUAGAUCCUCUUGAGUCGACUCAAAAGGCACUGUCCCUCGACCCCCCCUCUGGCCCUUUGAUCUGUACCUUUGAUCGACUUCCACAACCUCGUCUGGUCACCCAGUCCCUUCCGUCCUACCCUCCUAGGGUCCCGUCCCUCUCAUCGCCCCACGCCCCGUCUGUCUCCCUCACUCCUGCUUCCAGCCCGCACAUUUCUAGCCCCACUGGCACGGGUUCAGCGGCUUCGAAGCAUGCGAGAGCAUCGUCAGUUAGCGCGGUGGGGCCACCGCGCCUCUCACCCCUUGGUGAAUGUGUCCCUGGCAGGAUGGGAUGCAGCCUGCAUGGGGCCAGCAACUUUGGAUGUGCGGCAAGGGAUGGGGUGGUGGUGGAGGGGUGGCAGUCAACUCAGUCAACACAGUCGAUGCGGUCAAUACUUUCAAUGCAGUCAAGGCAGUCAACACGGUCGAGUUUGAUGCGCACCGCGAGUGGCAAGGUGGUGAGUGUGAGCAUGGAAGGGCCGAGGAUCGAGUCGAAAGCGUCGCUGCUGCUGCAGUGCUUGGCUGAGGCUCAGGUGCAGCAACAACAGCAGCAGCAGAGAGGGGAGGAGGAGGAAGAGGAGGAGGAGCCGCAGCGGGGGAUGCAGGCGGAGCAGCAAAAGCAGGAGCAGCAGCAAGAAGAGCAGCAGCAGCAACAGCAGAAACACGAGCAGCAAGAGCAGCAGCCGCAGCGUGUGGUGCCGAGGAGUCGGGUGGUGGCGGUGGUGGUGGAGGAGGAGAUGAUGAAUCGCUGUCGCCUGCAUGUGGACCAGCUGCUUGCCCUCGUGUCCCCCCACCUCUCUCCCCUGGAGCAGCAGCAGCGGCAGCAGCAGAUGGUGCAGGAGGAAGAGGAGGCCAAGAAGAAGGAGGAGGAGGAGCAGCAGCAGCAGCGGACAGGGCAGAGGCAGGGGAGGAAUCGUGAGCGUCCGGCACUGGUGCUGCUACAUGGGUGGGUGUCCCUUGCUCCAGACCUCGUUCAACCGUCUGUUGCUCCGGAAACCAGUACAAAAGGCAACCCUGGAAGCACCGCCGACAACACCAAUAUCAAUGGUUCCGAUAACAGGAACAGCAACCACAACCACAGCACCCCUGCUUGCAGCCGAACCGCCAGCAGCAGCAGCGAGGCGCAUGUGGUGUCCAGAUUCGGUGCACCUGCCACUCCAGGAGCGUCGGCCUCACCGGUUACCACCGUGCCGUACCUCCUCUCUCUCGGGUUCGAUGCUGUGGUUCGGAAGCCGCUUCGGAGGAACACGCUUGCCGCUGCCCUGCUGCCCCUCUUCUUACCGCAAUCCCAAAAGUCUGCGUUGUCACACUCGCCUCAUGUGGCCAGCAAGCUGCUGGAGAGGCACGGCGCACGAGUCACCGCCGUGGAUGGCGGCACCAAGGCGCUUCAAGCCCUUGCUCCGCCCCACCCCUAUCAGCUUGUCUUCAUGGACCUGCAGAUGCCGGAAAUGGAUGGGCUGGAGGCGACCCGGAGGAUCCGAGCGAGGGAGAGGGCUCAGGGCGGGGGGCAUGUGGCCAUCAUUGCGCUCACAGCGGAUGUGAUUGCCGGCACGCGCCAGCACUGCUUUGCCGUCGGCAUGGAUGACUACCUCUCCAAACCCCUUGAUGACGCCUCCCUCUCCAAGGCUGUCUGGCGAUGCUUGUCUGGGCCGAAGGGAAAUGAAAUCGUGCAAGGUGAUUAUUUAUGA